AUGACGCCCGAGGUCGAGCAAGAAUUAGCACAUACGCUCCUCGUCGAAUUACUUGCAUAUCAAUUUGCAAGCCCGGUUCGAUGGAUCGAGACUCAAGAUGUCAUUCUCGGCGAGAAGGUCACGGAGCGAAUCGUCGAAAUUGGCCCUGCGGACACACUCGGUGGCAUGGCCAAGAGAACACUUGCUUCCAAAUAUGAAGCCUACGACGCGGCCAAGUCAGUACAACGGCAAAUUCUGUGCUACAACAAAGAUGCCAAAGAGAUCUACUACGACGUUGACCCAGUCGUCGAAGAAGAGGCGGCCCCAGCGGGUGGUGAUGCGCCAGCUUCAAGCUCAUCCUCAGCCCCUGCACAAUCUUCUGCGCCAGCAGCUGCAGCCGCGCCCCCGCCACCGAGCUCUGGGCCGGCAGCAGCUGUAGAAGAUGCUCCUGUUCAAGCGGUUGACAUUGUUAGGUCUUUGAUCGCCCAGAAGCUGAAGAAGCCAUUUGCAGAUAUACCACUAAGCAAAGCUAUCAAAGACUUGGUUGGCGGCAAAUCUACUCUACAAAAUGAAAUUCUCGGAGACCUUGGCAAAGAAUUUGGUUCGACGCCUGAGAAACCAGAAGAUACCCCCCUCGACGAACUAGGCGCCUCAAUGCAAGCCACAUUCAAUGGUCAGCUGGGCAAGCAGUCCUCGUCAUUGGUUGCAAGACUUGUUUCCUCCAAGAUGCCUGGCGGGUUCAACAUCACAGCUGUUCGCAAGUACCUUGAGACAAGAUGGGGAUUGGGCGCUGGACGGCAAGACGGCGUGUUGCUGCUUGCAUUGACCAUGGAGCCUGCGUCUCGCCUAGGGUCGGAGGGCGAUGCCAAGGUAUAUCUUGACGAUACAGCAAACAAGUACGCUUCGAACGCUGGCAUCAACCUUUCAGCGCCUACAGCGGGUGGUGAUGCAGGUGCCGGUGGGGGAGGCAUGAUGAUGGACCCGGCUGCAAUUGACGCUCUCACGAAAGAUCAGAGAGCUCUUUUCAAACAACAAUUGGAGCUUUUCGCACGAUACCUCAAGAUGGAUCUCCGAGCUGGAGACAAGGCUUACGUUGGUUCCCAAGAGUCACAGAAAGUUCUUCAGGCACAACUGGACCUCUGGAAUACUGAGCAUGGCGAGUUCUAUGCUAAUGGCAUUGAGCCUUCAUUCAGCCAGUUGAAGGCCAGAGUCUACGAUUCAGCGUGGAACUGGGCUCGUCAAGACGCACUCUCCAUGUACUACGAUAUCAUCUUUGGGCGAUUAAAGGCCGUCGAUCGUGAGAUUGUCAGUCGGUGUAUUCGCAUCAUGAACCGAUCCAAUCCUCUACUCCUCGACUUCAUGCAAUACCAUAUGGACACAUGCCCAACCGAACGAGGAGAAACCUACAAGCUGGCCAAGGAACUCGGAAAAGAAUUGAUCAGCAAUUGCAAAGAGGUCCUCGGCCAAGCUCCAGUAUACAAAGAUGUCGCGAUACCUACUGGACCACAGACUAUUGUCGAUGGACGCGGUAACCUUGAUUAUGCAGAGAUCCCCAGAGCCAGCGCGCGCAAGCUUGAGCACUACGUGCGAGAGAUGGCGGAUGGUGGCAAGCUCUCGGAGUACGGCAACCGGACUAAGGUGCAGAACGACCUCAGUCGGAUCUACAAGCUCAUCAAGCAGCAACACAAGCUCUCAAAAUCAUCACAGCUCCAGAUCAAGUCUCUAUAUGAGAAUGUUAUCCGCUCUCUCGCGAUGAACGAGGGCCAGAUUAUGCCGCUUGAGAAUGCUAAGCCAAACGGGAAAUUGACGAACGGCCAUGCUAAAAAGGGAGGCAAGAAUGGCUCACGGUUGGCGAUGAAUGGACACGUGAAGCAAGGCAAGGUAGAGACAAUCCCGUUCUUACAUCUCAAGAGGAAGGAUGAGCAUGGGUGGGAAUAUAGUAAGAGGCUCACCGGCAUCUAUCUUGAGGGCCUCCAGCACGCUGCCAACGAGGGUGUCACAUUUCAGGGCAAGAACGCACUGAUGACAGGAGCCGGUGCUGGAUCUAUCGGCGCCGAUGUAUUGCAAGGUCUGAUCAGUGGUGGCGCGAAGGUCAUUGUGACCACCAGCAGGUUCUCUCGCGAAGUCACCGAGUACUACCAAUCAAUGUAUGCGCGAUAUGGUUCCAGUGGUUCGCAACUAGUUGUCGUGCCAUUCAAUCAAGGGAGCAAACAGGACGUUGAGGCACUGAUCGAGUAUAUCUACGACACCAAGAAAGGCUGCCUCGGCUGGGACCUCGACUAUGUCGUACCAUUCGCCGCAAUUCCUGAGAAUGGUCGAGAAAUCGACAGCAUUGAUUCAAAGUCAGAACUUGCUCAUCGUAUCAUGUUAACCAACCUUUUGAGGCUCCUCGGUAGCAUCAAGACCCAGAAACAGGCCCGCGGCUUCGAAACUCGACCAGCCCAAGUCAUCCUUCCUCUAUCCCCCAACCACGGCACUUUUGGCAACGAUGGUCUAUACUCAGAAUCCAAAUUGGCGCUCGAGACGCUCUUCAAUAGGUGGCAUUCAGAAAGCUGGGGCAAUUUCCUCACCAUCUGCGGUGCAGUCAUUGGCUGGACUCGAGGCACUGGACUCAUGUCUGGCAACAAUGUUGUUGCCGAAGGUGUCGAAAAGUACGGUGUCCGUACCUUUUCCCAGCAAGAGAUGGCUUUCAACCUUCUCGGACUCAUGGCGCCAAACAUUGUCAACCUUUGCCAAUUGGAGCCUGUCUUCGCUGAUCUCAAUGGGGGUCUUCAAUUUAUCCCGGACCUCAAGGAUCUCAUGACCAACCUUCGCAAGGAAAUCAUGGAGACCAGCGAAGUCCGAAAAGCCGUAACCAAAGAAACUGCCAUCGAGAACAAGAUUGUCAACGGAGAAGACAGCGAAGCACUAUACAGGAAGGUCACCGUCGAGCCACGUGCCAACAUCAAAUACCAAUUUCCAGAAUUGCCAGACUGGAAGAAUGAUAUCGAGCCUCUCAACGGCAAUCUCAAAGGGAUGGUCAAUCUUGACAAAGUCGUCGUCGUCACAGGCUUCUCCGAAGUCGGACCAUGGGGGAACUCCCGAACAAGAUGGGAGAUGGAGGCUUAUGGCCAAUUCUCGCUUGAAGGAUGCGUUGAGAUGGCUUGGAUCAUGGGCCUCAUCCGAAAUCAUAACGGCCCACUCAAAGGUAAAUCAUAUUCAGGCUGGGUGGAUGCCAAGACUGGCGACCCAGUAGACGAUAAGGACAUCAAGGGCAAAUAUGAGAAAUACGUCUUGGAACAUUCUGGUAUUCGUCUGAUUGAGCCUGAGCUCUUCAAUGGCUACGAUCCGAAUAAGAAGCAGCUCAUGCAAGAAGUCGUGAUUGAAGAGGACCUUGAUCCGUUUGAAUCGUCCAAGGAAACCGCCGAGGAAUUCAAGCGGGAGCAUGGCGACAAGGUCGAGGUUUUCGAAGUCGCUGAGUCUGGAGAGUUUACAGUUCGCUUGAAGAAAGGAGCAACUUUACUCAUCCCGAAAGCACUCAAGUUCGAUCGUCUCGUCGCUGGUCAAAUACCUACAGGCUGGAGUGCAAAGACCUACGGUAUUCCCGACGAUAUCAUCUCCCAAGUCGACCCUGUCACCCUCUAUGUCCUCGUCUGCACUGUCGAAUCCCUCCUUGCAUCUGGUAUCACCGAUCCGUAUGAGUUCUAUCAGUAUGUUCAUAUCUCAGAGGUCGGAAAUUGUAUAGGUUCAGGUAUCGGUGGAACUACCGCCUUGCGUGGGAUGUACAAAGACCGUUUCUUGGACAAGCCGCUGCAAAAGGAUAUCCUGCAAGAGUCAUUCAUCAACACAAUGAGCGCCUGGGUCAACAUGCUGCUGCUCUCGUCUACCGGCCCAAUCAAGACCCCUGUUGGUGCAUGUGCUACAGCGGUCGAAUCGGUUGAUAUCGGCUACGAGACUAUCCUGGAAGGGAAGGCCAGGGUCUGCUUCGUUGGUGGCUUCGAUGAUUUCCAAGAGGAAGGCUCCUACGAAUUCGCCAACAUGAAAGCCACAAGCAAUGCCGAAGAUGAGUUUGCUCAUGGUAGAACACCAAAAGAGAUGUCUCGUCCCACCACCACAACUCGAAAUGGCUUCAUGGAGUCACAAGGAUGUGGUAUGCAGGUGAUCAUGAGUGCUCAGCUUGCCUUGGAUAUGGGUGUACCAAUUUACGGUAUUCUUGGACUUACUGCCACUGCCACAGACAAAAUUGGUCGAUCCGUACCAGCUCCUGGCCAAGGUGUAUUAACCACAGCUCGCGAGACCCCGUCGAAGUUCCCAUCACCUCUUUUAGAUAUCAAGUACCGACGGCGACAGCUCGAUUUGAGGAAAGCACAUAUCAAACAAUGGCAUGAGUCUGAGCUCAUGUACUUACAAGACGAAGUCACCGCAAUGAAGUCACAAGGUGGUGAUUUCAACGAGUCGGAAUACAUGCAAGACCGGGCUGCGCACAUUGAACGGGAGGCCAUUCGCCAAGAGAAGGAGGCAACAUUCAGCUUGGGCAACAACUUCUGGAAAGAAGAUUCGCGGAUCGCACCCCUCCGAGGAGCACUCGCUACAUGGGGUCUAACAAUCGAUGAUCUUGGUGUCGCCUCGUUUCACGGAACAUCGACAGUCGCGAAUGACAAGAACGAGUCCGAUGUCAUCUGCCAGCAGAUGAAGCAUCUGGGCCGGAAGAAGGGCAAUGCUCUGCUGGGUAUCUUCCAAAAAUAUCUUACCGGUCAUCCAAAGGGUGCUGCUGGCGCCUGGAUGUUCAACGGCUGCUUGCAAGUUCUCAACAGUGGUCUCGUACCCGGCAACCGCAACGCAGACAAUGUUGAUAAAAUCAUGGAGAAAUUCGAUUAUAUCGUAUAUCCGAGCCGCUCCAUUCAAACCGAUGGCGUCAAAGCUUUCUCGGUCACCUCCUUCGGUUUCGGCCAAAAAGGCGCUCAGGCCAUUGGCAUCCAUCCAAAAUACCUAUUUGCUACCCUGGACCAAGCACAAUUCCAAACAUACAAGCAGAAGGUUCAAGCACGACAGAAGCGCGCCUACCGAUACUUCCACAACGGUCUCAUCACCAAUACCAUGUUCGUCGCCAAGACUCACUCACCUUACGCCGAUGCACAACAAAGCCAAGUCUUCCUCAAUCCCAACGCACGCGUGACCGUUGACAAAAAGACUCAUGAGCUGACGUACCCCAUCGUUCCUCACAAAGCCAACGAUCCCAAGACCGAACAGGCCCGAGAGAUGGCUGAGUCCCUGAUAAAAGCCAAUGCAUCCGCGAACUCGAAGAUCGGCGUCGAUAUCGAGAACGUGGAUGCCAUUAAUAUUGAAAACGAAACCUUCGUCGAGCGGAACUUUACAGCGUCUGAGCAGGCAUAUUGCCGCAAAGCAGGAAGUGCACAAGCCAGCUUUGCAGGGAAGUGGAGUGCGAAAGAGGCUGUCUUCAAGAGCUUGGGCGUACCGAGCAGAGGGGCAGGAGCCGCGUUGAAGGAUAUUGAGAUUGGAAAUGACGAGAACGGUGCUCCGGUUGUUACUUUGUACGGUGACGCCAAAGCUGCCGCCAACAAAGUUGGCAUGAAGGGCGUGGAAGUAAGCAUAAGCCAUAGUGAUGCCCAGGCUAUCGCUAUUGCCGUCUCGAAGUUUUGA
This is a messenger RNA of Letharia lupina, 5619 nucleotides long. RefSeq lists its product as uncharacterized. Gene Ontology annotation, biological process: long-chain fatty acid biosynthetic process. Gene Ontology annotation, cellular component: fatty acid synthase complex. The record is from RefSeq and is a predicted model, not a curated record. The coding region runs from base 1 to 5619 and encodes 1872 amino acids. Lineage: Eukaryota; Fungi; Ascomycota; Lecanoromycetes; Lecanorales; Parmeliaceae. Gene Ontology annotation, molecular function: magnesium ion binding; fatty acid synthase activity; 3-oxoacyl-[acyl-carrier-protein] synthase activity. The transcript has 3 exons.